Molecule: messenger RNA, 1086 nt
Organism: Exophiala oligosperma
Lineage: Eukaryota; Fungi; Ascomycota; Eurotiomycetes; Chaetothyriales; Herpotrichiellaceae
Exons: 2
Coding region: 91-678 (195 amino acids)
Biological process (GO): protein folding
Cellular component (GO): cytoplasm
Source: RefSeq, a predicted model, not a curated record
AGACAACACCCAUUCCUUUGCAAUCUUUGCAGGCCAAACAUCUCAUAUCAUCCUCAAAAAACUCAUCGCCCACUCUGCGGUAGGCACAAGAUGGCGGAAAACCGCUCUUCCUCUCCAACGCCGUCCGAACGCGCACGCAAAGACGCCGAAGAUCGAGCCCGCGAGGAGGAAGAACAAUCCAAACUCCCCUACCGUUGGACGCAGACGUUGGAAGAAGUGGACGUUAACGUUCCCAUCCCCGGCAAUUUGAAAGCGAGGGACCUGAUAGUCGAUUUGAAAAAGACACACAUCAAAGUUUCGAUAAAAGGACAAGAUCCAAUUAUUGAUGGAGACUUCCCACACCCCAUUCAAACUGACGACUCGACGUGGAUCAUCUCGACGAAACCCGACGGCACCAAAGAGAUCGCCAUCAACCUGUCCAAGGCGAGAGGUUCGUACUGGUGGGCUCACGUGGUGACUUCGGCUCCCAAGAUCGACACCACAAAAAUCGUCCCCGAGAACUCGAAACUGUCCGAGUUGGACGGCGAGACGAGGGGCAUGGUCGAAAAGAUGAUGUACGACCAGGAGAUGAAGAGACAAGGAAAACCGACCAGCGACGAACAAAAGAAGGAGGACAUACUGAAAAAGUUCAUGUCCGAGCAUCCAGAAAUGGAUUUCAGUCAGGCAAAGAUUGGUUGAACGAACAAUAGAGGAGCGCAGGAAAAACAGACCCAGAAACGAAAAGAAAACAGAACUAUUUCCGCAGGAACAAUUACGGGAUGACCCUUCCACCUUACCUGGGGUUCCUUAGUGUACAGAGAGAGGCUCUCCGGAGCAUACACACGACUUCACGGAAAUCGCUCGCUGUUGGGGGCUGCCUGGGUAUCGUGGUGGUUUUUGUCGUGACGUUGCGAGACAGUAUAGGUUUACAGAGUACGGUGUACAGGGAGCAUACCCAUACUCUGUGAUAUUCGGUACCCAACCAAAAACCAAAAACCACUAGUACCUUGAUCAAAAAUGUAUGAUACCCAACAAAAUUAAUCAUGAAGAAUUGAAAUACAAAAAAAGAAAGAAAAAAAGUACAUUGCAGGGAUAUAAAAAUAAAAC